Molecule: messenger RNA, 1215 nt
Organism: Serinus canaria (Common canary)
Lineage: Eukaryota; Metazoa; Chordata; Aves; Passeriformes; Fringillidae
Gene: NR2E3
Product: nuclear receptor subfamily 2 group E member 3
Exons: 8
Coding region: 1-1215 (404 amino acids)
Biological process (GO): cell differentiation; negative regulation of transcription by RNA polymerase II; anatomical structure development
Molecular function (GO): nuclear receptor activity; zinc ion binding; RNA polymerase II cis-regulatory region sequence-specific DNA binding
Source: RefSeq, a predicted model, not a curated record
AUGGCUGCGUCCCCGGCGGGGUCGGUGGUGAGCGCCGGGCUGGAUGAGAGUCCCACGGGGCUGAGCCCAGCCCCUGGGAAGGAGCUGAGCCCGGUGCUGCUGUGCAAGGUGUGUGGGGACACCAGCAGUGGGAAGCACUACGGCAUCUACGCCUGCAAUGGCUGCAGCGGCUUCUUCAAGCGCAGCGUCCGCAGGAAGCUCAUCUACAGGUGCCAGGCAGGGACAGGGCUGUGCCCAGUGGACAAGGCUCACCGCAACCAGUGCCAGGCCUGCCGGCUCAAGAAGUGCCUGCAGGCUGGCAUGAACAAGGACGCUGUGCAGAACGAGCGCCAGCCCCGCAGCACAGCCCAGGUCCAGCUGGACAGCAUCCAGCUGGAUGCUGAGCUGCCCCCUGAGCACGUGGCCACCACAUGUGAGGUCCCCCCAUCACCCUGUCCGGCUCCUCGUGGUCCUGGUGCCACUGUCACCCCGGGUCCCCGAGCACCCACACCACCCACCAACCAUCGCUUCAUGGCCAGCCUGAUGACGGCCGAGACCUGCGCCAAGCUGGAGCCCGAGGACGCUGAUGAGACAGUGGAUGUGACGGGCGGUGAGCCGGAGCGGGCAGCUGGCGAGUACCAGGUGGCGCCGUACCCGGCAGCCAGCCCCGAAAACAUCUAUGAGACCUCAGCACGUCUCCUCUUCAUGGCAGUGAAAUGGGCCAAGAACCUGCCUGUCUUCUCCAACCUGCCCUUCCGUGACCAGGUGAUCCUGCUGGAGGAAGCAUGGAGUGAGCUGUUCCUGCUGUGUGCCAUCCAGUGGUCCAUGCCCCUGGAGAGCUGCCCGCUGCUGGCUGUCCCUGAGCCGGGCCCUGGGAAGCUGCUGCCGGCCACCCUGGACGUGCGGGCGCUGCAGGAGACCCUCGGCCGCUUCAAGGCGUUGGCUGUUGACCCCACGGAAUUUGCCUGCAUGAAGGCCGUGGUGCUCUUCAAACCAGAGACCCGUGGCCUGAAGGACCCUGAGCAGGUGGAGAACCUGCAGGACCAGUCACAGGUGAUGCUGGGCCAGCACAACCGUUCCCACUACCCCGGGCAACCCGUCAGGUUUGGGAAGCUGCUGCUGCUCCUCCCAGCGCUGCGCUUCAUCUCCUCGGAGCGCGUGGAGCUGCUCUUCUUCCGCCGCACCAUCGGCAACACCCCCAUGGAGAAGCUGCUGUGUGACAUGUUCAAGAACUGA